AUGGAUUUGGGGGUUUGGAGUCGAGGUUUCAUGUUGAAAGUCGCGGCAGGCUGGAUAGUGCUCUCCAUCUUCGCCUUACUAUUGAGCGAGGCAGCUACUUCCCUCGGCCCAUCAGAUCGUCCCGAAGCUUACUUCAAUGGCAGCUCAUACAUACGCUUAUCCAGGCCCAUAUCCUUGAAGCAGCUCGUCGGGUUAAGCUUUCGCACUUGUGUUGGUGGUGAACUAUUUUCACAAAGGUCGGAAAGCUACACCCUCCAUGUGACGGCUUUGUACGAACAAGUGGUGGUCUCUUGGUCAAGACCCGGUCAGGCUCAGCGCGAGGUUGGUCUGGCAAAAGAGACCCUGGACAACCGGUGGCACUGGGUCGCGCUACGGUACCGGCCGAGCCCCCCAGCGCUGUUACUUGAAGUUGAUAAAGAAACGCUGGUGAUAUCAAAUGUGACAUGGAACGGAGAGCUUCUUUCAGCCGGCGCUUUGGAAGCCGGUGGCGCUGUGGUCGGCAACCUCUUCAGCGGCUGCUUGCACGAGGGACCACAACUGGAGUUCCACACUGCUUAUCUUCUGCAGACUAAUGUGCGAUUUGGACAUUGUCCUCUUACUACUGACGAAUGCAAGGAUAGAAAAGACGUUCUAAGGAUACCGCCGAAAGACCACUGUUACAACGAGCCUUGUUUAAGACAUGGGACAUGUAUAUCGAGACAUGACAGAUAUGAGCCAUGCCAGCAUGGGCGGUGCUACGAUGGCCACGCUUCGUACAUGUGUCUUUGCGAACCAGGUUGGGGUGGUCGCAAUUGCUCAGUGGUGUUGCAGGGGUGCAUAUCGGAUCCCUGCGCCAAUCGCGGAACGUGUCUCCCCUGGCUUGCGCACGAGACGGACCACAGAUUCAAUUGCUCGUGCGCACCUGGAUUCCAUGGUACUACUUGUGAAAAGAUAACGACAAUGUCCAUGGAAAAGAGUAGCUUUGUAGAAGUGAAUACAUCACGCGAAGAAGGAUACGAUAUAUCGUUCCGUUUCAAAACUACCCUCGGAAAUGGACUACUCGCGAUGGGACGCGGGUUGACGUACUUCUUCCUAGAACUGUCGAAUGGUAGACUGAAUCUGCAUUCCAGUCUUCUCAAUAAAUGGGAAGGGGUCUUUAUCGGAUCCAACUUGAAUGAUAGUAAUUGGCAAAAGGUGAGACAACAUUUGUAUGAUUUAGUACGUAGUCAUAAGGAGAUGUGUGUAGCUUUUACGGUGUUCGUCACAAUAAACUCAUCCCACGUGGUUCUGUCCGCCAACGAGGAGCAAGCGAUUUACCCGAUCAGUCAGAACAAGGCGUUAAACGCCAGCGUCACUUCGUUCCCCUCCACGCGGCUGGGCAUGACCGGAUCGUCGUACGCCACUCUCACGCACGGGCCGAACUACUUCGUUGGCUGCUUCCAAGAUGUCGUCGUUAACCAGCAUUGGAUUAUACCAGAAGGCUUAACGGGAGCACAGCCCGGGUACAGCGAAGGAGAAGAAACAGAAACGAAAGAACGUAACGAGGAGGGGGAGGGGGCGAGAGUGGUUCUAAGGGGCGUGCUCGCUUCUUGCCCUCGUACGCCGCAGUGCGAACCCAACCCAUGCCAAUCUGGGGGACACUGCGGAGAUGCCUGGACGACAUUUGCCUGCUCCUGUCCUAGACCGUAUCUGGGACACACUUGUCAAUACAACUACACAGCAGCUACCUUUGGACAGGAGUCGGCUCGUCGUCACUCUAUCGUAGUCGUGACUGUGUCUGAGCUAGCCCGACGAUCCGUGCACGCGGCGAUCGAUAUAUCUAUGUUCGUGCGUACGCGCAAGCCAACUGGCCAAAUCUUCUAUCUGGGUUCUGGAUUUAGCAGAGAUGGAGGCACUGAUGAAACUUUAGUGGCAGCAUCGUUGAAGGGUGGUGAGCUCUUGGUACAUUUGCGUCUUAACCACACACCCGAAAACUUUACAGUAGGUGGCACUAGAUUAGACAAUGGACACUUGCAUCUUAUCCAGGUGAUGCGAAAUUCAACGUUGGUCCAAAUUAAACUUAACGGUACUGAGUACUUCAGGAAAUCUAUUUCAGCAGCCAAACAGCUUGACGCACAGGUAUUGUAUUUAGGUGGCCCUCCGACAAUUCCAACCAAUUUGCCCCUACCACCAUCACCAGAGCCAGACGACGCUGAAUACUUCAAGGGCGUCAUCCAAGAUGUGCAAAUAUCAAACGGCCUGAACGUCACAAUUGUAGAAUUCUUCCCAUUGCGAGUGGAGGAAGUGUCUCUUCCACCACCAUUUGGGGUCGUGGAGCUAGAUCCGGAAGGGGUGUUGCGUGGUGUGAUCUCUGAUGAUGUCUGCGCAUCCAUGCCUUGCGACUACAACGCGAUUUGCACUAAUACUUGGAAUGAUUACAUGUGUACAUGUCCUCGUGGUUACAAAGGCAAGCAGUGUGAUGAAGUGGAAUUCUGUCAGCUUCAAGGAUGCCCGUUGAAUUCGCACUGUCGUAAUCUUGAUAGAGGAUUCGAAUGCGUUUCUAACGCUACAUUUGACGGAAUGAACACUACACUAACGUACAAGCUAUGGACACCGGCAGCGGACGCGUUCGCCGAACAAGUAGAUCCGCCCCAUAUGCUCACUCUUACUUAUAGAAGCAAAGUAGGUGGAAGGAUAUUCCAUGCUGAAUUAGAUGACACAGAAGGCAUCGAAACAGAGAAGAAUACGACUAAUGGCGGCGUGUCUUGGUUCAACGUGGGCGUCUACCGAGGUCAAGCGACGCUACAAUGGCGUCUUGGUGGAUUGCCGGCUCUGCGGACACUGAGAGCUCACAUUGAUCCUCUUCGUUGGACCACGCUCAGGCUUACGCUUGCGGAUGAUCACAUUAAAGGUACCUUCGUUGACCAAGAGGGCCAUGAAGAAUUUAGCUUGAUGGACAAAAUUAACGUGGCUGCCUGGCAGAAGCUUAUGAUGCGCGGUGUCAUCACACUGGGAGGAUCGAAAGGACACGCGUCCGUUACUACUAAGGCACGCCCCCCUACUACGGCUACCACAUUUGUGGGUUGUCUCGGAGCAGUGCACGUGGGCGGGCUUCUGCUGCCCUACUUCACGGAGGAAGAACUUUUCCUAGGUCCUGCAGCAGCGCUGCUCGCCGCUCAGCCGCACUACGCGUUACUUUCUGGGUCACCGUGGGGCUGGAGCGAAGGCGUUGGUUGCGUUUUGUGCUUGGAACAGGAGUGUCAACGAGGCGCACACUGCGAGGAUGUAAGAAACAGCUACUCGUGCGCAUGUCCGCCGGGCUACGCGGGAGAUUAUUGUCAGGUUGAUAUAGACGAAUGUGAGAACAAUCAGUGCCAGCACGGGGCAAAAUGUAAAGAUGACGUCGCCAAAUAUUUCUGCCUUUGUCCAGAGGGGUAUGACGGUGAUCUAUGCGAGCACGACAUAGACGAAUGCGAGUCGAGUCCGUGUGCCCACGGCGGGAGCUGCGUGAACUUGGCCGGCGGUUACCGUUGCGAGUGCAGUCCCGAGAGGCGCGGAGCUCGCUGCCAGUUGCCACGCGACAGAUCGUGUGCGCACGCGCCGUGCGCCCAGCACGCUUCGUGCACUGACGUCUAUGAUGCGUCCUCUGGCAACAACUACACCUGCGUCUGCGAAGAGGGUUGGGUCGGUGUGCACUGCGAGAUGCCUUUCUGCGAGCCUCCUGUCUGUUUGUGCGAGCCUGGUUACAGCGGCCGGCAAUGUGAGCGUGAAUUGGACGCGUGCGCUAAAGCGGGCGAGGAUGCGUGCGCGCACAAUGGCCGAUGUAGAACGACGAGGGGGCGUGCUGAAUGUGACUGUCCUCCAGAAUGGCGUGGCACCCGUUGCGAGGUUGAUGUGGACGAAUGUGCCGAACUGCUAGUUGAUUGUGGGCCCGGAAUCUGUCGGAAUCUACCUGGCGGUUACACUUGCGAAUGCUCGCCCGGUCUCUGCGGGGACGGGUGUGCCUUAGCAGAUCCCUGCUUCGAGGUGUUCACCGAAGAGAACGGCGCCAACCGCACCGGGCCGUGUCUCAAUGGUGGUUCUUGCUCGCAGCGAUGCAGAAAUACCACGGACUACUAUUGCGACUGCGCACACCCCGCUACAGGGAAAGAUUGCGCGCAGCUUCUAACAGCAGAUGAAGACGUAUAUAAUACUACAAAGAUCCUACUAGUGGUGGGCGGGGCGUUGCUCUGGGCUCUAAUCCUAGGAGGAGGCUUGGCUUUACUGGCUGCGCACAUGAGGAGGAAGCUCGCUACUCGCGGCAAGUACUUAACUUCCGGAGAGAAGUAUUGCAAUCCCAAAGCAAAGACGACGCAAAAUGCUCUCAAGCCGCCACCAGAGAAGGGGCGUAUCUAG
Molecule: messenger RNA, 4353 nt
Organism: Leptosia nina
Lineage: Eukaryota; Metazoa; Arthropoda; Insecta; Lepidoptera; Pieridae
Source: the annotation of a GenBank genome assembly